AUGGAAAAGUUUUUGAAAAGAAAAUCCGCCUCAACAUCUGAGACUGAGAGUAAUUUGGAUGAUUUGCCAUGGGAUCCUGCUAAACGGAAAAAGAUUUUGGAAUAUCAUCCAAAUAAAAGAGAUGAGUAUGCUAACUGGCUUGAGUAUAGCGUAUCGAAAGAUAAAGCCUUCUGUUUGUGCUGUUACUUGUUUAGAGAUGAUAUACAAAAACAAGGUGGGAAUGAUGCAUUUGUGACCGAAGGUUUUUCUAGUUGGAAUAAAUCUGAAAGAUUAGCUAUUCAUGUGGGUGCUAUGAAUAGCUUUCAUAAUAUUGCUGUUAAGAAGUGUGAUUCUUUGAUGAAACAAGGAUUAUCUUUCCGUGCUCAUGAUGAGUCAGUAGAGUCUGAUAAUAAAGGGAAUUUCAAACAACUCUUGAAAUACACAGCAGAACAGAACGAGGUUGUAGUUGUGAAAUCUAUUAUAGAAGAAAUUGAUCAUGGUGUUUUUGGUCUAUUGGUGGAUGAAUCUGCUGAUGUUUUACAUAAAGAACAAAUGGCUGUUGUUUUUCGGUUUGUCGAUAAGAUAGGAACAAUCAAAGAAAGAUUUAUUGGUGUUGUUCAUGUAAGAGACACAUCUUCCUUGACUCUCAAGCAUGCUAUAGAUGAUUUGUUUGCUAAGUAUGGAUUGAGCUUGAAAAAUAUAAGAGGUCAAGGUUAUGAUGGAGCGAUUGGUUCUUCGUACAAACGAAAAGAUAAGUUUCAAGAAAUAUACCGAAAAGAAAUUGAAAAAGAAAUCAAUGAUGGUGAAAUUAGCACAGGGAAAGGAAAGAAUCAAGAUCGUUCUCUUCCAAGGCCAGCAGCUACUCGUUGGGGUUCUCAUCAUAAGACAUUGUUCCGCUUGGUCGAGUUAUUUUCAAUAGUUACUAAGUUCAAUGAUCGUUUUACUGAAGUAAACACUCAACUCCUUAUUUGCAUGGCUUCUUUAAGUCCCACAAGUUCAUUCAAGCAGUUUGAUAAAGAUAAGUUGAUGAAGUUGGUUGAGUUCUAUCCAGAUGAUUUUACUUCUGUUGAGCGUUUUUCUCUUGAGCAGCAAUUUAACAUCUACAUUGACAAUGUAAAAGAGGAUAAACGAUUUAGCAAUUUGAAAAGUCUUGGAGAUCUUUCGCGUCUGAUGGUGGAAACACAGAAACAUCUUGCACAUCCUCUUGUUUACAGAUUAUUGAAGUUGGUGUUGACUUUACCAGUUGCUACAGAAACAGUUGAGAGAUGUUUUUCUGCAAUGAAGUUUGUGAAAACAACUUCUCGCAAUCGAAUUGGAGAUCAAUUUUUAAGCGAUUGUCUUGUUUGUUUUAUUGAGAAAGAGUUGUUUGAAUCAGUUACAAAUGAAACAGUGAUGAAGAGAUUUCAAACCAUGGCUCAACGUAGAGUAUGCUUGUAA
This is a messenger RNA of Eutrema salsugineum, 1416 nucleotides long. RefSeq lists its product as uncharacterized. The coding region runs from base 1 to 1416 and encodes 471 amino acids. Lineage: Eukaryota; Viridiplantae; Streptophyta; Magnoliopsida; Brassicales; Brassicaceae. Gene Ontology annotation, molecular function: protein dimerization activity. The record is from RefSeq and is a predicted model, not a curated record. The transcript has 7 exons.